Oldenlandia corymbosa var. corymbosa is the source of this 723-nucleotide messenger RNA. The record is from the annotation of a GenBank genome assembly. NCBI's taxonomy places the organism in Eukaryota, Viridiplantae, Streptophyta, Magnoliopsida, Gentianales, Rubiaceae.
AUGGAAGGCGCUUCCGAGUUUCUUUCCACACAAAGGGUUGCAGUUAUCACGGGAGCAAACAAAGGAAUAGGACUCGAGAUCUGUAGACAGUUAGUUUCCAAGGGUGUGAUUGUGGUGCUAACUGCCAGAGAUGAAGAAAGGGGUAUUAAAGCUACUGAUUAUCUCAAGAAGGAAGGUGUAUCUGACUAUCUGAUCUUUCAUCAGCUUGACAUUCUCAAUCCUGUAAACAAUGCAGCGGCUAUUGGAGUUAGAGUGGAUAUGAAAGCUCUGUCUCUUUCGGAAAGUCUUCAGCCUGGUAAAAACAUUGAAUGGAAUGAGGUAUCCUCUCAAACUUAUGAAUUAGCAGAAGACUGCUUAAAGACUAACUAUCUGAUUCCGGCAGAAUUGUCAAUGUUUCUUCUUUAUCUGGAAAGCUUAAGAUGGGCUCAAACAAUAUUAGAUGAUACGAAUCGCUUGUCUCUGGAGACGGUUGAUGAGGUACUGAACAAAUUUAUGAGAGACUUCAAAGAAGGCUUGCUGGAAACUGAAGGCUGGCCAUCUGUUCUUUCUGCUUACACAUUAUCAAAAGCAGCCCUGAAUGCAUACACCAGGAUACUGGCCAAAAAAUACCUGGAUAUAACGGCUGGCUCUGUUGCAAAAGCCAGGACCAUCAGGAUUGUUUUUCUCCCGCAAAAUUGUGUCACCUUUUUAGGAUCAUGUAUCAUCACACAAGAAAUUUCAUGA